UGUACCCUGACACACAGACUGUAGAGUCCUUCAACCAGGAUGGAUCCCUUCAAAGAGAAUGCCUAUGAGAGACCAGAUGAUGAGGAGAAUGAGAGAGAACAACGAGAGCACUCCUACCAGAAUCAGACAUUAGAUAUGCAUGACUUGACCGACCAUGUCACAUAUGAAGAGCCUUCAGAACUAGAGCACAUCUAUCAGACUCCGUCGGACGACACCUACGAGGUAACCAACGAUGCAACAUAUGAAGAGAUUUCCGAGCAGGAGCGCUCCUACCAGAAUCAGUCCCCAGCUAUCUAUGAAAUACCCAGGGAGUCCCCCAAUGAAGACUCCUCAGAUCAUUCUUCAGAGCAUGAAUACACAAGAACUGCAGAGGAUGGAACGCCGGUUCCCCGGUCCCCUUCCCCAGAGCAGCCUCCUGCAGAGGAAAGACGAGGCAGUUCCUCUUCUGUCUCAUCCUCCUCGUCUUCCUCACCGGCAGAGAGAGACGAGAAUCUGGAUCACAGCAGGGGCGAGAUGGAAGAGGAGGAAAAGGAAGAGAGCGAGGAUGAGGAAAAAGAGAAGAACGUGGAGAGACGGGAGAGAAUCACAAAUAUGAACUUGGACCUGGGGGGUCCAGAAAUGGAAGUGGAGGCGAAGGAGUCAUCGCGCAGAUCUUCAUCAUCGUCUUCAUCAUCAUCAUCAUCAUCCGUCUCUGAGAAAAAGAAGCCAGGGAAUAAGGUGGAUGGGCCAAACAUCUGUCUUUAUGCAAGGGCUGGGAGUGAUGGGGAAAGUAUUGGAAACUGUCCUUUCUCCCAACGUCUCUUCAUGAUCCUUUGGUUGAAAGGAGUAGUCUUUAACGUCACUACUGUUGACUUAAAAAGAAAACCAGCCGACCUUCACAACCUUGCCCCUGGAACGCAUCCACCAUUCCUUACCUUCGAGGGAAAUGUUCUAACCGACGUCAACAAGAUAGAGGAGUACCUGGAAGAGAUGCUGGCUCCACCGAAGUAUCCCAGGCUUGCAGCGAAGAACCGUCAAUCCAGCGUUGCAGGAAAUGACAUAUUUGCCAGGUUCUCAGCUUACGUCAAAAAUACACGACCAGAAAACAAUCGCUCGUUAGAGAAGAGUCUGAACAAAGCCUUGGCUAAACUGGAUGACUACUUGAUGCGACCAAUCCCUGACGAGGUUCAAUCUGGACGACAUAGCGGCGAGGGUCCUUCCACCCGCAAAUACCUAGAUGGUGAUGAGCUGACCCUUGCCGACUGCAAUCUUCUCCCGAAGCUUCAUGUUGUUAAGGUGGUUGCAAAGAAGUAUAGAAACUAUGACAUCCCCUCUGAGUUUGAAGGGGUUUGGCGUUACCUUGACAACGCCUACAAGAGAGACGAGUUCACCAACACAUGUGCAGCGGAUGUGGAGAUCGAGCUAGCCUACCAGGCUGUGGCCAAGAGACUGGAAAAGUGAACGCAGUGUAGUGAUAGCCGACAACUCUUGAUUAUACAAAAACAUUUCAUAUGCUCCUUAUAACUAAUUUAACGUUUUUAAAACUGAUUUGUAAAUAUAGAGUCAAAAUGUGUAUUAGCAAGUAGAAUAGAGAAGAAUGUGGGGUCUAAAUGACAAAUGUUUGUCUUUUUUGGUCUAAUUCAUGCUUUUAUCAACAAAAACUCAAGUUAAAAAGCAGUGAAGCAUAUUAAAAACAGAUAAAGCCAAGUCCAUAGCAUUUCUAUAGGUAACGUCUGACCAGUAAUCUAAAGGAUAAAAGCUUUGACAGGGUGUGUGUAGUGAAUUGCUUCUAGGAGUGUUUUCUCUAAAUCUUAUUGAGCAGAAUAGCCUAAUUUGCAAGCUUUCUACAGCUAAUACAACAAUGCCAUUUAAGCUAUGUCAAUUGACAAGAAAAAAGUAUUAUUUUGUGAAAAUUAAUCUAAAUAUGUCCUUGAAGCCAGAUAUUUCAUAUUAUUUAAGCGUAUCAAAUUAUUUAUAUUUCCUAAAUGCAGGAAUAUUUCUUCAUUAAAUAUCUUCACAGUUCAAAGUUUUGCCUGACGACUUUAGAGAGCCUAUUUGAUGGUGUCAAAAAAGAAUUACAAUAAUCCAUCCAGGAGCAUAUAUUACUGAUUUCGGAUUAUGCCUAAAAAAGAGGCUUAAUUUUCAACAUCUAUAAAGAAAGAUUGAUUAUUUUAUUAAAGAUUUAACCAGGUUAUCAGUCUUAAUCAUGCAAUUUAUUUCAUUCCCUCAAUUGGUUAGAGUAGACUUGAAAUGAAUGGGUACAGAUCAGCACAGAGUAAGCUGUUGGAGGAUUGGGGACUGAAUUAAAUAAAUCAGAUUUUAAAUCCAUGAUUUUAUGUCACUAAGACAACCAAGAAGGUCUGAAUAGAGUUGGCAUCUGUAGGAGGAAA
Molecule: messenger RNA, 2369 nt
Organism: Cyprinodon tularosa
Lineage: Eukaryota; Metazoa; Chordata; Actinopteri; Cyprinodontiformes; Cyprinodontidae
Gene: clic5a
Product: chloride intracellular channel 5a
Exons: 6
Coding region: 40-1440 (466 amino acids)
Source: RefSeq, a predicted model, not a curated record